Messenger RNA from Malania oleifera, 510 nucleotides. RefSeq lists its product as uncharacterized. NCBI's taxonomy places the organism in Eukaryota, Viridiplantae, Streptophyta, Magnoliopsida, Santalales, Ximeniaceae. The record is from RefSeq and is a predicted model, not a curated record. Gene Ontology annotation, molecular function: DNA-binding transcription factor activity. The transcript has a single exon. The coding region runs from base 1 to 510 and encodes 169 amino acids.
AUGGGGGAAUAUUCCGGAGUCUACGAGUUCCUGAAGCACCCGUUGUCCGACGAAGACCACGCCGGAAGGCGCGCUCCGGUCAACCGCUCCUUCCAGUGCCUCUACUGUCCUCGGAAGUUCUGCACCUCGCAGGCGCUCGGCGGCCACCAGAACGCUCACAAGAGGGAGCGAGCCGCAGCACGGAGAACCCUCGCCGAACGCCUCGGCCGCUUCCACCACAUCCCAGACCUCCCGUCUGCGGCGGAACACGGCGGCGGCGUCGGGGUUGUAUCGCCGUUCCUGGAGAACUGGCUCGGCGAACCGCUACUUCAGACGGCGAACAUCUCACCAUCAUCAUCGGCUGUGGCGGUGGCGGUGACUCAGCCUCACCACCACCAUGAAUACGGAUUCGGUGUUCAUCACGGGAUUGGAGUUUCCAGAGCUCGCGAUGACCAUGGCCAUCUGGGUCUCUCGUCCACCGUCGCUGAUGCAGCUGACCUCGUAAACCUUGACCUCACCCUCCGCCUUUGA